Molecule: messenger RNA, 1345 nt
Organism: Hermetia illucens (black soldier fly)
Lineage: Eukaryota; Metazoa; Arthropoda; Insecta; Diptera; Stratiomyidae
Product: tetraspanin-11
Exons: 7
Coding region: 453-1163 (236 amino acids)
Cellular component (GO): membrane
Source: RefSeq, a predicted model, not a curated record
UCCAGUAGAAUUGGUGUAACCGGACUAGACAACAAUAUUUCAGUUAGUUGAUGUCUAGCAAUCUUGGUAGCGAGUGUCGCUUUCAGUUCGAGUUCGAAACAGUAUCGGGGAAUCGCUUUUAGGCGGGCUAACUUGAUCCAAUUUAAAUCCGAAGUCGCGGGGUAUCAACCAGAUAUUUGCAAAAAGCAGGUUCCUCGAUCAGCACUCAGCGAACGGCUUUACGGAAGGGCCGAGGUGUUCAGUGUGUACAUAGAGCGCGUCAUAAAGCUCGGUAUCUUCGAAUUGUACGGCAGAAUUACAUCGUAACGAAAGGAAAAUUUUUCUGCGGCUCCGGCAUUUAGGUGUGGUUUGUUUGCGUGAUUUGAAAACGAAAGGGGCAUCAUCGGUAAAUCGUCAAAAUUGGGCUCUUUUCGAGGAACUCAUUUGAAUUAAGGGAGUACAAGGAAGACAGAAUGGGGUUCGGAGGGAGAAUGGACUGUUGCGGGCAGUUCGUAAAAUACAGCCUUUUUAUUGCGAAUUUUAUAAUGUUCAUCGGUGGAGCAUGUGUGUUUGGUCUCGGUGUUUGGACCAUAGUAGACAGAAGUUUCGUCAACGAACUACUCGGAACAAACUUAUUUUCUGGCGCUGUAUACGUACUCACCAUAACAUCUGCCCUUGUCUGCAUACUUUCCUUCCUAGGGUGCAUGGGAGCCGUUAAGGAAGUGAAAUGCUUAUUGUUAACGUAUUUCAUCAUAGUUUUCCUGCUAUUUGUGACGAUGCUUAUAGGAGGAAUUCUUGGAUACGUGUUUAGACAACAAAUUUUACAAACCAUGAGACAGGAGAUGUACUCUUCAUUGAAAUUCUACGGUAACCGACGCGAAAUCACGCAAGCUUGGGAUCUCACCCAAGAGCGUCUAAAAUGCUGUGGUAUUGACUCGUGGCAUGAUUGGCAAUUGACUGGUCGCAUUCCAGAGUCUUGCUGUCGCGAGACCUACGGCGGUCAAAGACAACCUUGUUCAGAAUCACCCUCACCUCUAAGUCUGUAUUCAAAGGGAUGUUUGAACACGACAACAUACUUCAUUCAGGAUCAUGCAGCGAUAAUCGGCGCAUCUGGAAUAGCUGUAGCGAUUUUAAUGAUAUUUGGCAUGAUAUUCUCCUGUUCGCUGUUUAAUAUGAUCGAAUGAAACAGUCCCAACUAACGAUCCCUACUGCAACUUUAUUGUCAAGAAAGUUAUAAAAUUGUCACUUUCGAAGUUACCCAUUCAAGUCAGCAACGAAUUGUUUUUAAAAGUAAAAGUAAUGGUGUUUGAAGCAAACCAUGAUUAUACACGUAAAAUAAAAUGAUUCUUUCCUCUUGUUACCAGUG